This is a messenger RNA of Chelmon rostratus (copperband butterflyfish), 1818 nucleotides long. Its product is annotated as fibronectin type III domain-containing protein 7-like. The transcript has 7 exons. Bases 1 to 1818 code for a protein of 605 amino acids. Gene Ontology annotation, molecular function: protein binding. The record is from RefSeq and is a predicted model, not a curated record. NCBI's taxonomy places the organism in Eukaryota, Metazoa, Chordata, Actinopteri, Chaetodontiformes, Chaetodontidae.
AUGGCGAUUUCUUGGGACGCCGUCAGAGAAGCUGACCACUUCUUGGUUUCAGUAAUUGCGGACAAUGGAGGAAACGGGGAGUCAUGCAAUACGACAAACACUGAAUGUUCCAUCAGCAACGUGACCUGCGGAAACACAUUCAGGGUUCAAGUCACCUCCGUCAGAGACACCUGCCGCAGCCAGCACAGUCAGACCCACAGCAUCCUGUCAGCUCCCUGCCAGCCCCAGGCAAUCAGAGGCAACCUCGACUGUGUGACCAAUUCUGCCUGGAUUUCAUGGGAUGCUGCUCCAGGGGCCGACAGCUACUCUGUGUCAGCUGUAGGUGGAGAGGACUAUACAGCCAACUGCACCACUUCCUCCAACACUACUUGUGAGGUGGAGGACCUGGCAUGUGGCGUACUUUAUAACUUCAGUGUUAUUGCUAAAAACAGCAAGUGUGAGAGUCCGCCUAGUGCCACCAUCGACUUGCAGACAGCACCCUGCACCCUCGCUGGUAUCACAGCGGUCCCUCAGUGCCACAACUCCUCCAUCCUUGUCACGUGGGAUCUAAUGGAGGGCAGCGAGGGAAACACUGUGUUCACUGCCACAGCAGAAGCCCGGGACCAGACCUUCCUAUCCUGCAACAACACUGGCACUAGCUGCUACCUCCAUGGGGCACGGUGUGACCUCCAUUACACCAUCAUUGUAUCUGCCUCAUCAGACCAGUGCAGCAGUAUGAGAAGUCCGCCAUACAGAAUAAGCAUGGAGCCGUGUCCACCCACGAACGUGGUGGUUAACGCCUCCUGUGAGGGCCGCAGUGCGCUGGUGUCCUGGAGCCCCUCUCCUGUUGCUGAAACCUACCAUGUUGUCGCUACGGGUGUAGACGGACACGUGCAUACAUGCAACACCACCUCCAGUAACUGCAGCGUGCCAGAGCUCCACUGUGACGAGCGGUAUGCAGUCUUUGUGACGGCCAGCCACGAGAACUGCUCCAGCAAGGCCAGUCAAAAUGUCACAUUCAACACAGGUCCCUGCCAGCCUGACGGUCUCUCAGUCACGUACCACUGUCAGAAUCAGUCUGCGCUGCUGUCAUGGACGCCUGGAGAUAACGCUGUAGACUACUACGGCUGUGCCCAAGCUGGAAAUGGAGACAUGCUCUACUGUCACAGCACAAGUCCCACCUGCACUAUCCCGGGUCUUGAUUGUGGAACAACUUACAAUUUCUCAGUCCAGGCCUCAGACGGGACAUGCAACAGCUCCUUCAGUGACCCAGUGCAGAGUGGAGCAGCUCCCUGUCCUCCAGAUGCUGUCGAGGUGCAGCUGCUGCCAAUGCAGAUGGAGGUCCAGGUGAUGGGCUUCAGCUGGGCACAGGUCACCUGUAACAACACAGACUACAUGCUGAAGUUAACCGGAAGUCUGCUGGGAGACAGCCAGGCUCAGUUCGAGCUCUCGUCCUAUUGGACGAGCAAGACAUACUUUGAGAUUCCUCUCCCCUGCGGAUCAGCCUACGUUGCUGCGGUGGAGAGCAGGAACGCUGCUGGUACCAGCAAUCCGUCUGCACCUCUCAGUGGAACUACAGCUCCUUGUCCGCCAUCAGGAGUGGUGUACAGCGGGAACAGCUCCUUUGCCACUGUUUCGUGGAACGCGUCUGUGUUUGCCACCACAUACACGGUGUACGAUGACAGUGUUGCACCAAAAGCCCAGCUGUGCAGCACUGCAGGGCUGUCCUGCUCUCUGUCCAACAUCGCAUCCACUAACCUGGUGAUCACAGCCAGCAAUAUGGCUGGAGAGAGCGAAACAGAAAGUGUCUCAAAUGGUAGGAACUGUGUGUGUGUAUGA